UGGGAGCGGAUGAGGUUGGGUUUCCCAGACAGACAGACCUGGUCCGAGCGACAAGGCAGUGCCUUCCCCUUCCACCUCUGCUCCUGCCGUUGCCAGCUUGCUCUCCCUUGCAGCCCUGAGGAUGGGGCUGGAGCUCUACCUGGACCUGGUCUCCCAGCCCUGCCGGGCCGUCUAUCUCUUCGCCAAGAAGAACGGCAUCCCGUUUGAGUUCAAGCUUGUGGAGCUCAUCCGAGGGCAACACCAGGGGGAAGAGUUUAGCAAAGUGAACCCCUUGCGGAGAGUGCCUGCCCUGAAAGAUGGCGACUUCACCUUAGCCGAGAGCAUCGCCAUCCUCCUGUACUUAACGAGGAAGUUCCAGACCCCCGACCACUGGUAUCCCUCGGACCUACAGAAACGAGCCCGUGUGGACGAGUACCUCUCUUGGCAGCACAUGGACACCCGCAUGGCAGGCAGCAAGGUUUACCUGGCCCAGGUGUUAGCACCCCUCUUCCUGGGCCACCCCCUUCCACCGGAAAAGCUGGAAGAACACACUCGGAAGCUGGAUGGGGUCCUGAAGCUCUUUGAAGAGAAAUUCCUCCAGGACCGGCCGUUCAUCGCUGGCCGCGACAUCUCCCUGGCAGACCUGGUGGCCAUUGUGGAACUCAUGCAGCCCGUCGCAGCCGGUCACGAUGUCUUCAAGGGCAGGCCCAAGAUGGCGGCCUGGCGCGGCCGCGUAGAGGAGGCCCUUGGGAAGGAGCUCUUCCAGGAGGCCCACAAGCCGCUCUUUGCCUCCAAAAGCAUGACGGCCGACCCUCUUCCCCCCGAGGUGAAGGAGAAGCUGAAGCAAACCAUCCUGCAGUACCAGACAACGGCCCUGGACAUGGCUGUGGACAUGACACGGGGCAGCCUUUGA
Messenger RNA from Pogona vitticeps (central bearded dragon), 892 nucleotides. The record is from RefSeq and is a predicted model, not a curated record. Lineage: Eukaryota; Metazoa; Chordata; Lepidosauria; Squamata; Agamidae.